GUUAAACCAGACAGCUGUUGCCUUGCAGAGUAUAUACAUACAUGACAUGUACGCUUGAGUGGAUAAAGUGUCAGAGAGGCAACAUGCUGAAACCUUGAGGAUUAUGAAUCAUCAGAUGAAUAAAUGGUAAAAGUGAUGAAGUUUAUGAUAACACUUUUGAUCUCGUCCUGUUUUAUCCUGGUAGCAUCAGGUAGAUUCCUACAUCAAAGAUAUCAACAUCUAGAUCAAACAAAUCACGAAACAGCUCCAAGUUACCCUGAAAUUAAUCAAAUAUAUCGACGGAAUGAAGAGAGGGAAGAAUUGCUGGAAAAACUUGCUCAAGUACUAAUUAACUACUACAGAGAUGAAUCGGUCCAAACAUCAGAGGAGAAUAAACGGGCGACAUUGUGGCUUCGGAAGAAGAACAGCGAGCUAGAGGAAUUAUCAGCAAUCGACAGUCUUCUACAGUGGAAUUUUGCAACUAACAUUACACACGAAAAUGAAGAGAAGUUAUCACUUGGACAAGUCCAAGCGUCCAAAUGGCAUGCUGCUAUGGAGGCACAAGGCACGAAAUUCAACAUGGCAAACUUAGAUAACAUAAACAGACGACAAUUGAGAUUAUUGUUGAAAUCUGCCAAUCCAGAAGACAUUAAUGUUGUGAGAGAAACUUCUGAUACAAGCAACGAAAUGUUGGCUACAUACAACACGGGGAAAGUGUGUAUGAAGGAUGAAAAAUGUCUUCCACUGGAACCAGAUAUCCAGGAUAUAAUGUCAAAGAGCCGAAAACCAAAACAGCUACUCGAAGCCUGGAAAGGCUGGCGUGACGUCACAUCAUCAAUCAAGCCACACUACACAAAUUUCGUUGAAUUGAAAAAUGAAGGUGCCAAGGAACAUGGCUACAAUGACUUCGGCGAAUUUUGGCGGGAUUCGUUAUUUGACAAGACACCAGAUCUGGAAGCAUCGGCAGAGAAAAUUUGGCAAGAAGUCCAACCAUUGUAUCAGGAACUACAUGCUUACGUCAGAAAUAAACUGCGCUCCUAUUACGGAGAGAAAGUUGUUGGCAGUGACGGAGCAAUACCGGCUCAUAUACUUGGAAACAUGUGGGCCCAACAAUGGACCGGAAUAUACGACAUACUUAAACCAUAUUCUUCCGCCGAUUAUAUCGCACAGGCCGAAGCUGAACUGAAGAAAAAAUAUGACGUGAAAGGACUAUUUAGAUUGUCGGAAGAAUUCUUCUCGUCAAUAGGACUAUAUAACAUGACGGAGAAAUUCUGGAAUAAUUCAAUGAUGGUGAAACCUGAAGGUCGAGAAGUUCAGUGCCACGCCUCAGCGUUUUAUUUGUACCGACGAGGAGAUUUCAGAAUUAAGAUGUGUGCUGAAGUGAGUUUAGAUUACCUAGAAACAAUUCACCAUGAAAUGGGUCAUAUAGAAUAUUACAUGGCGUAUGAAGAUCAACCUAGCGUGUUCCGGGACGGAGCUAACAGUGCCUUUCAUGAAGCUGUUGGAGACACUAUAGCGCUUUCUGUCACCAGUAGACCCCAUCUAAAAACAAUUGGUUUGUUGAAUCAAGAUAGUACUGAAUCAAAAAAAAGUGACAUUGAUAUGUUAUUACAGAUGGCUUUAAAUAAACUGGCCUUUUUACCGUUUGGUUACCUCGUUGACAAAUGGCGAUGGGCUGUCUUCAGGGGUGACGUCAAAGAAGCUAACUAUAAUAAAUAUUGGUGGCAACUCAGGCUAAAAUAUCAAGGAGUUGUCUCCCCUAUACCAAGAUCUGAAAAUGAUUUUGACCCUGCCGCUAAAUUCCACAUUCCUGCCAAUUCGCCUUACAUGAGUUAUUUCUUCAGCCAUAUAUUACAGUUUCAAUUUUAUAAAAGAUUAUGUGAUUUAUCUGGUCACCAGGGGGAGCUGCAUACAUGUGAUUUUUACAAAUCAAAAGAUGCCGGAUCAAAAUUAAAAGAGAUGCUAGCAUUAGGAAGUAGUGUACCAUGGCAGGAUGCCUUAGAACAAUUCACAGGAUCUCGUGAAGUCUCAGCUAAACCUCUUAUAGAGUACUUCCGUCCAUUGAUGACUUGGUUACGAGCGGAAAAUAAAAAAUAUGACGAAAAACCGGGUUGGAAAGAUGCAAAAAUAAACUGGCUCAAUGAUGAUUCAUUUCCAGAAUGGGCUUAUUAAAUUGUUAAAUUGUUUUUAAAAUCAAA
This is a messenger RNA of Patella vulgata (common limpet), 2177 nucleotides long. Its product is annotated as angiotensin-converting enzyme. The coding region runs from base 124 to 2151 and encodes 675 amino acids. Gene Ontology annotation, cellular component: plasma membrane. The record is from RefSeq and is a predicted model, not a curated record. The transcript has 12 exons. Gene Ontology annotation, molecular function: metallopeptidase activity; peptidyl-dipeptidase activity. NCBI's taxonomy places the organism in Eukaryota, Metazoa, Mollusca, Gastropoda, Patellidae. Gene Ontology annotation, biological process: proteolysis.